Messenger RNA from Orcinus orca (killer whale), 5260 nucleotides. It is a transcript of the gene FBXL2, whose product is annotated as F-box and leucine rich repeat protein 2. The record is from RefSeq and is a predicted model, not a curated record. Lineage: Eukaryota; Metazoa; Chordata; Mammalia; Artiodactyla; Delphinidae. Gene Ontology annotation, cellular component: SCF ubiquitin ligase complex. Gene Ontology annotation, biological process: SCF-dependent proteasomal ubiquitin-dependent protein catabolic process. Gene Ontology annotation, molecular function: protein binding. The coding region runs from base 88 to 1359 and encodes 423 amino acids. The transcript is spliced from 15 exons.
GGGGCGCCCAGUUGGCGUCACCAGGACAACGGGCGUUGCCGGCGCCGUGUGACUCUGGGCUGUGGGCGCGCCUGUGGCUCUUCGGCCAUGGUUUUCUCAAAUAAUGAUGAAGGCCUUAUUAACAAAAAGUUACCCAAAGAACUUCUUUUGAGAAUAUUUUCCUUCUUGGAUAUAGUAACUUUGUGCCGAUGUGCACAGAUUUCCAAGGCUUGGAAUAUCUUAGCCCUGGAUGGAAGCAACUGGCAAAGAAUAGACCUUUUUAACUUUCAAACAGAUGUAGAGGGUCGAGUGGUGGAAAACAUCUCAAAGCGAUGCGGUGGAUUCCUGAGGAAGCUCAGCUUGCGAGGUUGCAUUGGCGUUGGAGAUUCCUCCUUGAAGACCUUUGCACAGAACUGCAGAAACAUUGAACAUUUAAACCUCAAUGGGUGCACAAAAAUCACUGACAGCACGUGUUACAGCCUUAGCAGAUUCUGUUCCAAGCUGAAACAUCUGGAUCUGACUUCCUGUGUGUCCAUUACAAACAGCUCCUUAAAGGGGAUCAGUGAGGGCUGUCGGCACCUGGAGUACCUGAACCUGUCAUGGUGUGAUCAGAUCACGAAGGAUGGCAUCGAGGCCCUGGUGCGGGGUUGUCGCGGCCUGAGAGCCCUGCUGCUGAGGGGCUGCACGCAGCUAGAAGACGAAGCUCUGAAGCACAUUCAGAAUUACUGCCAUGAGCUUGUGAGCCUCAACCUACAGUCCUGCUCACGCGUUACGGAUGAAGGCGUGGUGCAGAUUUGCAGGGGCUGCCACCGGCUGCAGGCCCUCUGCCUGUCUGGCUGCGGCAACCUCACGGAUGCCUCCCUCACAGCCCUAGCCUUGAACUGCCCAAGACUUCAGAUCUUGGAGGCUGCCCGAUGUUCCCAUUUGACUGAUGCAGGCUUUACACUUUUAGCUCGGAAUUGUCAUGACCUGGAGAAGAUGGAUCUCGAAGAAUGCAUCUUGAUAACCGACAGCACACUCAUCCAGCUCUCCAUUCACUGUCCUAAACUGCAAGCCCUGAGCCUGUCCCACUGUGAGCUCAUCACGGAUGAUGGGAUCCUGCACCUGAGCAACAGCCCUUGCGGCCACGAGAGGCUGCGGGUGCUGGAACUGGACAACUGCCUCCUCAUCACUGACGUGGCCCUGGAGCACCUGGAGAACUGUCGUGGCCUGGAGCGCCUCGAGCUGUACGACUGCCAGCAGGUCACCCGCGCGGGCAUCAAGCGGAUGCGGGCCCAGCUCCCUCAUGUCAAAGUCCAUGCCUACUUUGCUCCUGUCACCCCGCCGACAGCAGUGGGAGGAAGUGGACAGAGGCUAUGCAGGUGCUGUGUCAUCCUCUGACAGCAGCUGCCCAGCCCAGGGCUUCACGAGGUGUCCCUUCCUCCCGAGGACCCGAGUCUUUCUGACGUAGUCCACCAUCAUCCAAAUCUGUUGAUUCUCCAUUGGGAAAGGCAUUUACAGGUAAAAGACUUCUGCAGGGACUGCAGUAACUCUCGUGAUAGUUUUUACCUUUAUUCUGCUGUGAUGCAAUCAAUUCGAAGCCUUGUGUCAAUUACCACAGGGCAAGAGUGGUCAUAGUGCAGCCAGGACCACGCAGGAGCCCUGGAUCUCUAGAGGUGGGUGCCUCCCUCGGUACAGGACUCCUGCCCUUGGCUUUGUCAGCAUUCCUCGAACAGACCAUUAGUGUUAGCACAAAUUGAGCAGAAAAAUAAGCUGUUGAUUUUCUACCUGAUACUUCAGCCAGUGGCCUACUUUUAUUCACAACGAUUCCAUUUUGAUUAGCAGGACUUUUCCACUUUGAAGAUUAAAUAGCAACUUUAUCAAAGUGACUAUACUGCAAAUUCAUAAUGCCUGACAGUUUUCUAUGUAGCGACUUACGUGGAAGGCAAGUUAAUAGGUUUCCAUGAGACACCAAAGAAUGAGGACUCUAAACAGGGUGAAGCAAGGUCUUCACCUUUCUGUUUCUGUCAACUUGUCAUAUAUCCUUUUGGGGACCAAAAACUAAACAAAAGCAACUCAGUUUGUGUUGCCUGAUUGGAAAUCAUAAGCUCUGGCGUAGGCUGUGGCACAUAAUGUGUUGUUGUUAUAGAAAAGCUGAUCAUGUCAUGUCUCACAAACUUUGGGGGACCUUAAAGAAACAGAAUUAAGGCUCAAGUUAUCUAUAAUAUAAUCAAUUAAAAAUAAUGGAUGCAUGUAGAAUGGGUGUGAUUUUUUUCCAAGUUUAUUUUAAAAUCUUAGAAAUCAAGUUACACCAGGACUAUUCAAAAAUUUUACACACUUAAAACUAAAAUCAGUAAAGUGUUGGCACCUUUGAGACUUAUAUAAAAAUGAAUAAACCACUGCAAUGCUUAAGCCAGAGGGUUUUAUUGCUAUUAUCUCAUGGCAGACAAAUCUGAGCAAAUCCAUCUUCCAAAUUCAGGCGUUCCUAAUGUUACCUGAAAUCUGAUAAGAUGAUCUGGUUUCUGCUCUGUGCUGUCCACAUUUGUGACCUUUACUGCAUCUCUGUGUUAAUGGUAGCCAACCCUUCUUAGUAACCACGCCCCAAACUGAAGAGCCCAGAGCUCACGAGAAUCUGAGGGAAACAGCAAAAACGAGAAAUUUCCCCAUGACGAGCAAUACUUCUAAUUGGGUUACGGUUCUAUUAGGUGGAGAGUUUUAGAAGCAUUUAGGAUACAAGGCCUCAGCUGCAUUCUGGGGAGAGAAGGCAAAUAGAUGGAUAUACAACUCUAUAAAUCAAUCAACAGGAUUAUCAGAAUAAGCAUUAAAGUCCUGAUGAUUCUGCUGCCUUAUUGUGUGUAUACCAUAGCAGUUAUCUAAAUAUACAUUUACACCACUGUGUGGGGGAAAAAAUGGCUGUUGCAAGGAAGCUAUGAAUAUAGUUUCUAUUUUAAAAAUUUAAAUGACCAUGGGCCUUCUAUACAUUAUCUCUUUUGAGCCCGGACACAACCUCUCACAGCUGCUGGACUCUGGCUGAAUGACGUUGGACCACAUCUACAAAACAGGAGAACCUCUGUUAAGAAAAAUCAGGUUUGCUUCCCCUUUAAGUGUGGCUCAGUCACUGGAUAAGCUGUCCUCAGUUUGCAUCAGCUUUGAGGAAACAAACUGAAAACACACACUCCCAUCAGCUCUUAUAACAACAUUGGGACUGGUGUGUACUCAGAACAUACACAGUGAACUCCUUGAUUCUAUGACAUGAGGUGACACACUGGCAGGAACUUGGAUUUUAAAUGAGACACACAUUUGCAAAACAAUCGGAAAACAUUUAUUAUACUGAAAUGUGUACAUCCUACUAUUAAAAAAACAAAGUAGCAAAUUUGCUGGUGCCAUAAUUUAACCUGUUUCACUGGGACAGACUAAUGUGCUGCUUGGUGUCAUUUCAAGUUUGAUGAGCUUUAAUUAUUUUUACCCCACUUGUAAAACCUGAUGAGGAAUUCAAAAUAGCACACAGCAUUAAAAAUGACAUUUAUUGUUCCAUAAAUCUUGAGACUCAAAAAGGAAUGCUAAAUAGACAAGCAAAACUCUAAACAAUUAAUUAAGAGAGAAGCUCACUUCUUUCCCAAGUGACUGGUACAGAAAACAUGUGGUCAUACAAAAGCAAAGGGAAAAUGACGGACAGGAAAGCUCUCCUGCUUUAGGGUCUAUACAAGUUGUUAUGGAUAUUUUCAAACCAAAGAUGGAAUAUUUAGAGACAUUACUUUUUCAUAUCAAAUAACCCCCUUUAUGAAUAAAACAUAAAAUGCCAAAGCUUUCACCCACUGAAGUAGUUUUGUCUUCUGGGAGAGAUUUUAAACUCAAAAUUACCCAUUCUUAUUUCUGCCUGAACAAAGAUAAGGAUCAAAUAAUACACUCAAAACCAAGACACUGGGUAAACGGACAGAGAUGGUAUAAUUAAAAUGGAAUCGAAGUUUGAAAAGAAAAUUGUGUCUAGUACACCACAGGCCUCAAAUGCUUGCUGAUGAAUUUUGGGAAGGCUUCGGGUGAAGGGAAGAGAUAAUAAUGAUUGAUUGAUUGAUAGUAGAAAAAAUUGCAAAAACAGUGAUUCCCUUUGGAAAGUAUACUGGCCAACAAGCAUUGGUUUUGUGAAAGAGGCACUCUUUUUAUAGAAAAAGAAGCUAUUAUGUGGUGUAUAAAAAAGUCCCUAAAUAAUCACCAGAAUGUUACCCGUGAUUGUACUAAAGCUCCAUAUUAGAGAAAUGUGAGGAAUUUUGAUGGUACAAUAUAGUGUUUGUGAUGUCUAGUGUUCCACAAAUAAAUUUCAACUCUUGAUAAUGAAGACCCCUUAACACCAAGUCAGAAACUAUCACACUGUUUUCUCCUGCUUAGGUGUAUUUCCAAUGUUGGGGACAGGUCUUUAAAAAAGUUCAACAACAGUAUGGUGCAGGGUGGGGUGGGUGGUCAGAGACAGAGAGAGGGAGGAAAAGGAGAAAGACAACCACAUGAGUUUAAAAGGCAUUGGGGCUUCAAAAAUGAAAACCAAAAUGCUAAAAACGGAAGCAGAAGCAAAAAGUUUUUCAAUAAAUCUGUGACAAAGCAAAAACACAAAAGUCUUUGUACCUAUUAGGAUUUACACUGAUCCUCUCACCAAGGUACUCUUGAUAAUGCAGUUUGCUUCACGCCCCUCUUCCUGGCUUGGGGCUUCUCCGAUCUGGCAUGAUCAUGGCAGAUGCGCACCCUUAGACAUGAUUUUUUCCAAGAAGGCGCCAAGCCUCUCCCCUGACCAGUGAUCGGCCCGUAUCAGCGCCGGCCUCCCACUCUCCACACGUGGAUUUGGCACUGGCCCCGCAGCAGCCAGUGCCCCCCCACCCCGACCCAGGUCAGCAUAAGGUCCCGGCAGCAGAAGCUGAACUGGCCCAGAAAGGUAAAUGCCCACAGUACGUCUUUACAUUCAUUUCCAAACCGCAUACAGUGUAAAAAGACAGCGAAGGCUGCUUCUAGGGACUGUGUCUACUGGCCUCUGGCAGAGAAGCAGGCGGCCUACCUGCACCGGGGCCCGACGUGCUCACUGUCCCGGGCCAAGGCCGAGGCAGUGAAGCGAAGGAGACGUGCCUCUCAUCCAGCUUGUGAGAAGGGUCAUCCUGUGUUUUCAAUAUGAAACAUUUCAUACGGUAAAAUCCAAUCCCAAGACUUCUUGGAUUCAGUCUUCACACACUUUUAAGCGUAACUUUAACUGGUGCUGAAUAGAGUUCAGACUACGUCAAGACGUCACUUCAAAAUUAUGUGGACGCCACCGCCGUUUUCAGCU